AAAUACUCAAAUGAAGGAGGCUGCAAACAUUAGUGAUGAGAAAAGACCUUUAGCUUCAAUACCUCUUCAAACCUUUUUAUAUUUUGAUUAUAUUUUCACAGUAUGCAUCAUUACUAUAUCUAGUAUAUCUAUUUCAUAAUUGAAAUCAUAGUGUUUAUCUAUAAGGGAUAUGGAUUGUUUUAUCCACCAAAUAAAAUAGGAAUAGAAAUAUUUUUGUAAUUUUUGCUAGCAUUCUGUUAAUUUCCAAGAUUGAUAUUGGGAUCAAUAGGUAAUAAAACUGAAUCCCCAUCUCAAAUUUUAUGGUAUUUUACUUAAAUAUUUAGGUUUGUAUUACUUAUUUUUCCAUGCAUUUUCUUCUACAUAUUUUUCAUUGUCUUAUAAACUUAUGUUGUAAUUUUGGAGAUAAUAAUAAAUGUAAUUGCAUUAAUAUUUAUUGUCUUUGAAUUAUUGUUUAGUUUGUCUGCAUUUUUAACCUUCAAAAAUUAUGAAAAACAACAAUGA
This is a messenger RNA of Paramecium octaurelia, 501 nucleotides long. The record is from the annotation of a GenBank genome assembly. Lineage: Eukaryota; Ciliophora; Oligohymenophorea; Peniculida; Parameciidae.